Molecule: messenger RNA, 313 nt
Organism: Diachasma alloeum
Lineage: Eukaryota; Metazoa; Arthropoda; Insecta; Hymenoptera; Braconidae
Product: alpha-tocopherol transfer protein-like
Exons: 2
Cellular component (GO): membrane
Molecular function (GO): phosphatidylinositol bisphosphate binding
Source: RefSeq, a predicted model, not a curated record
GCAAGUUUAAUGAUCCUGGACGUGGCUCUGAAAGAUCACGUUUCAGCAUCAAUCUAUGGUAUAUCUGCAAUUUUCGAUAUGACUGGCGUAACCUUGGAUCAUGGGCUCCAGAUGACUCCCAGCGUUGUUCAACGUCUGGUUCAUGCCUGGCAGGGCUGCUACCCCCUUCGUAUCCAGUCUCUCGACUUCAAAUUGAAGUCUAGGACUGUUGUGCAUAAAGGAUCAUCUGAAGAGUUCUUCAAGGCCAAAGUUUCGCAAGGAAUGUUGCCAGCGGAGUAUGGCGGUACUGCUGGACCUGUUCAGGAUUUGAUAG